Molecule: messenger RNA, 681 nt
Organism: Monoraphidium neglectum
Lineage: Eukaryota; Viridiplantae; Chlorophyta; Chlorophyceae; Sphaeropleales; Selenastraceae
Exons: 4
Coding region: 1-681 (226 amino acids)
Source: RefSeq, a predicted model, not a curated record
AUGACCAUUCAGCUUCUCGUGCUUGAUGAGUCGUUCAACGCCAAGGCCGCCACCGGCAAGAUCACCAAGCAGGACGUGGCCGCCUUCAGCACCAAAGAGGACGUAAUUGUUGACCAAGCGGUCGCCAAGCUGCGCGCCAUCCCCGGCCUGACCGGCGGCCUCCGCGCGGAGGCGAUGGGCGAGUUCAACAAGGCGGCCUACAACAUCCUGAACGAGACCCGCUCGCGCUGGGCAAAGGUCCAGGCGGGCGACGUGUCGACCGCCCGGUGGUUCUCGUCGCCCGCGGCGGACGCGAGGCGGGUGCAGCUGAUGGGGGAGUGGCGGAAGGGCAACGUGGCGGUGCUCCAGGGGCUCACCGCGACCUUUGCUGCUGGGACCAUCAAGGCGGGCGACCGCGCCGCCUACCUGGCGCGGGCGGACGCAGCCACCAAGAAGCUUCAGGCGGACAUAGCCGCGAUCCCAGGUGUCUCCGCGACGGAGCAGCAGGCCGCGGCCAAGAAGGUUGCGGACGCGUACGCGCAGUCGCGCGCGCAGCUGGACAACAUCAUCAAGACACUGCUGAACGCGUCGGGGAUCUCCACGCGCAGGCGGCGGGCGCUGCUUUUGGACAGCAGGCGGGCGCUUCCCGGCAGCCGGAGGUCGCUGCUGGGCCGCGGGUGGUGGGCCUGGCGGCGGUAUUGA